Mucor velutinosus is the source of this 255-nucleotide messenger RNA. RefSeq lists its product as uncharacterized. Lineage: Eukaryota; Fungi; Mucoromycota; Mucoromycetes; Mucorales; Mucoraceae. The coding region runs from base 1 to 255 and encodes 84 amino acids. The transcript is spliced from 3 exons. The record is from RefSeq and is a predicted model, not a curated record.
AUGUCUCAACCUCAAUUCAGUGAAAACGAUCAACGUGAACUCGCUCAGUUCCUCGAAGCCGAACAAGCUAAAGCCCGUGUUCAAGAAACUGUUCACAGCAUGACUGACAACUGUUGGGAUAAGUGCAUUUCCAAAGUCAACAACAAGUUGGAUCGUUCUGAAGAAGCAUGUCUUGCCAACUGUGUUGACAGAUUCUUGGAUACCAGUUUAUUCAUUGUUAAGCGCUUGGAAGAUAUGAGAUCAAGUGGCAUGUAA